Plodia interpunctella (Indianmeal moth) is the source of this 1529-nucleotide messenger RNA. RefSeq names its product zinc transporter ZIP2-like. Gene Ontology annotation, biological process: zinc ion transmembrane transport. Gene Ontology annotation, molecular function: zinc ion transmembrane transporter activity. The coding region runs from base 114 to 1085 and encodes 323 amino acids. The transcript is spliced from 5 exons. NCBI's taxonomy places the organism in Eukaryota, Metazoa, Arthropoda, Insecta, Lepidoptera, Pyralidae. The record is from RefSeq and is a predicted model, not a curated record. Gene Ontology annotation, cellular component: plasma membrane.
GAAGGAAGCUCAGUCGAGUGAGGUCGGAGGCGCAGAUCCGCCGUGUGCGCCGGCGCAUUGUCACCGUUUUACGUAUUUACAAUAUUUAAAUUGACAUCAAAAUAGGUCUAGCCAUGGAUGCGGUGCAAGGCGACGCGCUUGCGGCGAAAAUUAUAACAAUGUGCUGCCUAUUUGGUAUAUCCAUGAUCGUGGGAUGCUUGCCCUUGUUGAUAUCUCUGAAGUUUGACUGGUUCACCAAAUCGGCUGACCCUAAUCUCCGCUCCUCUAAUCAGCUGGUCAUGGGUCUGUUGUCUUUUGGCGGCGGGGUCCUCUUUUCUACGACUUUCAUGCAUCUAUUGCCAGAAGUGGAUGAAAAUAUUCAUCUAUUACAAGAUGCCGGUGACCUCCCAGACAUGCCAUUCUACUUCGCGGGGCUCAUCAUGUGUGGAGGCUUCUUCAUGAUGUACUUAAUAGAGGAACUGGUCCAUGUGUACAUUAACAGUAGACAGAAGAAAGUCGCCGAGACAGACGUGCCGAGGCCUUUCAGCCUGCGGAGGGAGUUUGAAGAGAGCUCAUCUGAAGAACACGUCAUAGAUGUGAAGACUCCUGGGCAUGGCCAUAGCCAUAUGAUGGAUGAUGGAGACGACUCAGUGAUGUCUGCAUUAAGAGGGUUACUAAUUGUCUUGGCUCUGUCGAUACAUGAGCUGUUUGAGGGACUCGCUGUGGGUUUGGAGGCUUCUGUCGGCAAUGUGUGGUACAUGUUCGGCGCCGUUUCAGCUCACAAGUACAUAAUUGCCUUCUGCAUAGGAGUGGAACUGCUGGCGGCCGGGACCAGGCGGUGGCUGUCGCUGGUCUACAUCUUCACUUUCUCAUUCAUGUCCGCUUUAGGUAUCGGAGUGGGAAUCCUGAUGGUAGGAGGUGCAGGAGCUGCAGACGCGGGGAUCUACUCCGUCGUAUUACAGGGUCUGGCUUGCGGCACACUAAUAUACGUGGUAUUCUUCGAAGUAUGGCGGCGGAACAAUUCUGGGCUCAUGCAGUUCACAUGUGCAUUCCUGGGUUUCUCGGUCAUGGUGGCGUUGGGCCUCGGUGUCGAACUCGCUAUAUGAAAAGGAACUUACGAAAUAGAUCAAAUUAUACAGGGUGGAACUUUUUGACCUCAACCCCCAAAAGUUUAUAGGAGAUAACAAUUACUCAACAUACGUUUAUGUAAUAAAAAGAAAAAAAAAUGCAAGCAUUUUUAAGUUCGUUCGUUCGCAAGGAACCGAAUUGGCUUAAAGUGAAAAAAAUAUCAACCUGUAACUUACUUUAUUUGUAAGAGACCACAUUCCUGAUAGACUGUAUAAUAUUUUAAAUUAUAAAAAACAUUUUCAUUUAUGUAUUUAAAAUAUGUAUGUAUGUGAGCUUCUAAAACACUUGUGACUUCAAGUUGUAAUAUAGUGUUGUGCAAUAUUGAUUUUAGAUUUUUAGAGGAAAUGUUUUGUGUAGUAUAUUGUUUUGUUAAUUAAGACAAGAUUUAUAAAAAUAUUUGUAAAUAUAUUUUAAGUUUUUUA